Talaromyces proteolyticus is the source of this 1368-nucleotide messenger RNA. RefSeq names its product erg13, 3-hydroxy-3-methylglutaryl-CoA (HMG-CoA) synthase. NCBI's taxonomy places the organism in Eukaryota, Fungi, Ascomycota, Eurotiomycetes, Eurotiales, Trichocomaceae. The coding region runs from base 1 to 1368 and encodes 455 amino acids. The record is from RefSeq and is a predicted model, not a curated record. Gene Ontology annotation, biological process: ergosterol biosynthetic process; acetyl-CoA metabolic process. The transcript has 4 exons. Gene Ontology annotation, molecular function: hydroxymethylglutaryl-CoA synthase activity.
AUGUCAGGACGACCCCAGAAUGUGGGCAUUAAAGCCCUGGAGAUCUACUUCCCGAACCAGUAUGUCGACCAGACAGACCUCGAGAAAUACAUGGGUGUAAGCGCCGGAAAGUUCACCCUCGGACUUGGGCAAGCCACCAUGGCAUUCUGCGACGACCGCGAGGACAUCUACUCCAUCCUCCUAACAACCGUUUCCUCGCUCCUAAAAAGAUACUCCAUCUCAGCAACAUCUAUCGGCCGUCUCGAAGUCGGCACAGAAACCAUCCUCGACAAAGCCAAGUCCUGCAAAUCCGUGCUGAUGCAACUGUUCUCGCCUAGCGGCAACAACGACAUCGAAGGCAUCGACACCAUCCAUGCCUGCUACGGUGGCACAAACGCACUCUUCAAUGCCGUUAACUGGAUUGAGUCGAGCUCCUGGGACGGCCGCGACGCUAUCGUCGCCAUGGGCGAUAUCGCGCUGUACGAUACCCCGGCUGCACGACCAACAGGCGGUGUUGGAUGCGUGGCAAUGCUGAUUGGACCUGAUGCUCCCUUGGUGGUUGAAGGAAGCUCGAAGACGAGUUGGAUGCAGCAUGCGUAUGACUUUUACAAACCCGAUUUUGGACGUGAAUAUCCCGUGGUGGAUGGCCAUUAUUCGAAUACUUGCUAUCUAACCGCUCUGGAGGAGUGCUACCGGGGUUAUCAAGCCAAAAAGGAAAAAUCAACAACUGGAGAACAACCCCUAAGCAAUAGGCUGGAUGCAUUCGAUUACAUGAUCUUUCACGCGCCGUACUGCAAGCUGGUAGCCAAAUCCUACGCGCGACUCUUAUACCAGGACUAUCUUCACAACCCUAGCAGCGCCGUCUUUAGCGAUGUCCCCGCUGGCAUCAAGGAGAUUGACCAUGAAACCUCGCUCACGGACAAGACCAUCGAAAAGACAUUCGUCGCCCUGUCCAAGGCCAACUUCGCAACUCGCGUGCAGCCAUCGCUGACUGCAGCCACGUUGUGCGGAAACAGCUACACGGCGAGCGUGUACUCAUGCCUCAUCAGCUUGAUCUGCAACAUACCCAGCCCGCGGCUUCAAGGCGCCACGGUGGGAGUAUUCAGCUAUGGCGGGGGCUCAGCGAGCACAUUGUACACGAUUCGAGUCCGGGGCGACGUGGACGUGGGUGGAAUUGCGGAGAAAAUUGAUCUCCAUCGUCGACUUGAGGGUAGACUUCGGGUGUCGGCUGAGGAAUAUAACCAGGCAUGUACCCUCCGCGAACAAGCCCAUCAGCAAAAGAGCUUCAUUCCCAAAGGCUCCAUCGAUCGUUUGUCCUCGGGUACGUACUAUCUAACCGAGAUCGACGAGGCUUUUCGUCGCAAGUACGCCGUCAAGGAAUCCAACUAG